This is a messenger RNA of Plasmodium vinckei vinckei, 23097 nucleotides long. RefSeq names its product conserved Plasmodium protein, unknown function. NCBI's taxonomy places the organism in Eukaryota, Apicomplexa, Aconoidasida, Haemosporida, Plasmodiidae. Gene Ontology annotation, cellular component: NuA4 histone acetyltransferase complex; SAGA complex; nucleus. The coding region runs from base 1 to 23097 and encodes 7698 amino acids. Gene Ontology annotation, biological process: DNA repair; regulation of DNA-templated transcription. Gene Ontology annotation, molecular function: transcription coregulator activity. The transcript has a single exon. The record is from RefSeq and is a predicted model, not a curated record.
AUGAUGGAGAAAGAAAUUGAAGAUAAAUUAAAAGGGCGGAAUUUCCUAUAUAGGAAUAUAAAAUUAGGGGAAGAUAAGAAUGAAAUAAAGAAACUCGACAAAAUAAAAAUGGCUUUACUAAAUAUGAGUGAUGAAGAAGAGGAGUACUUUUUAAUUGAUAUAUAUCCAUUAAUGAAAAAAUACAUACUCAAUACUACGCCAUUACCUUAUUAUAGUAAUACACAUGCAUUCCGUAAAAAUGUAUUAACAAUUUUUUAUUCAUUAAUAUAUAAAUUAAAUAAAAUAAAAUAUAUCAUAGAAAUUUUUGAUAUGUGCUUAAAUUCGUUUAUGAAUGAGAGCGAAGAAUGUGGCAUUAUUUGUAUAAAAAUCAUGACAGAAAUAUGCAUAUUGCAUAAAAAUGAUUUAAUAUCAUUUGACAUUUAUAAAUAUAUAAAUGUUGUGUCUAAGAAUAUUUUAAAAAAAUUUUAUAAGAACAUAAUUAAUAAAGUAAAAAGGGGUAAUCUUUUAAAAUCAGAAAUUAAUAUAUACAAAAAAAUAAAAUGCCCCCCCCUAAAUAAUAAAAACUACAUACAAUGUAGUAAAGAUUCAUUAAAAUUUGUUAGAGAAAUAGUUUUGUCAAAUUAUAUUAUAAUAAAUUUAUAUCCGAAGUUAUUAAAUAAUAACGAAAAUUACAUAAAAACAUUAUGUAAAAUACUUUCAGUUAUUAACAUUUUUGACUUUAAAUGCUAUAGUAAUUUUUUUAUAGAAGACAUUAAAUAUUCAAAAAAUGUGAUUUUAAAAACUGCUUAUUAUUAUUAUUUUUCAAAUUCCGAUCCAUCAUUAUAUAGAAAAUCGGACAUUGAAAAAGACAAUUGUAAUGAAAAUUUUAAAUUUUGUCAAAAUAAUAACAUAGAAGAACUUUACAAGAUUUAUUCUGUAAAGAAUAAUAUAUUUAAUGCAAAUGUCAAUAAUAAACAUAACAUAAACUAUAAGGAUACUUCAUCAAAUUGUAUCAGCAGUAAUGGAAAUAACAAUGUGGGAAUACCACAUAAUGAAGAAAGUAAUGAUAAAGGUAUAUUAAUGAAUAAUUUAAAAACUAUAAAAAAGGAAUUUUAUAAAAAUGUGAAAUACAGCAAUUAUUAUAUUGAUAUGUGUAAGGUUAAUGAUCUAGUGAAUUUAAAAAAUAGUGUUAUUCAUAUUUUAUGCAAUUUAUUAAAGUUAGAUUGUAAUAAUAUGUAUUUUGAAUAUAAAGAAUUUUUGAUUCAAAAAAUUAUCCAAUCUUUAAAAUAUGAUACACAUUAUACUAUUGAGAGCAAGAAAAUUUUUAUUGAAAAUAUUACAUUGCUUUUACACAAAAAUUUUGAUGAAACAUUGAAAUAUUAUAUAGAUUUUUUGAUUGAUCCCAAAACAUACAUGACAUAUUUAGCAAAUAAUGAUAGACAUUUAUCAGUAUUUGUAUUUAUGAAAAUUCAUGAUAUAUUUUUAUAUUUUAAAAAUAAAAAUGUUUGGAAUUUUAGUAUAAUAAAAAGCUGUAUAUCUAAUUAUUCCGUUUUUAUAAUGAAUAGUAAUCAUGUUAUUUUCAUUCAGACUAUUUGCUUAAAAUUGUUGCACUACAUAAUUGAAAUAGUGCUCAAAAUUAAGAGACGAAACUAUAAAUAUUUUUCCCUUUAUUAUGACAUCUUAAAUAUAUUGUUACAAAAAAGUAAUUCACUAAAAUAUGAAUUAUAUAAUUUAUACAAGAAAUUUUUUAAUAUUGCUUAUAACGAUGUCUUAUUUUUUAAAAAUAAAAGGAAAACUAAAAAGGGAAAAUUAGGAAAAAAAACUUUGAAUGGGGAAACACCACACUAUGAAAAUGCGAUUGGAUAUGUUUCAGAUAAUGUAAAUAUGCCUUUACAACGAGUUUUUAUAAGAAAGGUGAACAGUAAAAAUGCACUUAAUAAAAGCAUGAAUAUUGCAAAUUCUAUGAAUAAUUAUCGUAAUAAGAAAAAUGAGAAAAAAAGAAAAAUAGGGAAUUUAUUAUAUGAUGAAAAUCAUUGUAAAAUUGAGGCAUAUGAAGAAGAUGUUAUGGAAAUAAUAAUAAAUUAUAAAUAUUUAUUAUAUUCUAUUUAUUCGUGUAUAAGAAGUAAUAUUUAUUAUAUUUAUUUGUAUUUUAAUAAAGAUAUAAUCAAGGUGAACCAAAUAAUAGUAAAUAAUGGUUGUGACAAUUUUGUUUUAAAUAAUUAUAAGGAUGUUGAUAAAGACGAUGAAGUGGCUCAUAAUUUGGAUCUACUGAAUAAAGAAUGUUAUAACCCAAAAAACAAUUAUUUAAGCAUCCAAGAAAUUGAAAAUUGCUUAUAUAGUUACAUAUAUUGUUAUAAUAGUAAAAAUAAUAAAAGGUUAGACAGUUUAAUAUAUAACGGAAAAAACAAUAAAAUGCAUAAUUCAGAGUGUUUAUAUGAUUCCCAAAUAACUAAUACUGUGAACGAUGUGAUAAUCGAUGGUAUAUACCUUCGAAAAAAUAAUCAAAAGCCUGAUAGUGAUACGGGACAUAAAGAAAAUAAUAGUGAUAAUUUCAAUAGAAAUGGCAAGAAAAAUGUUCAUCAAAAGAAUUUAAAUAAUAAUAGUAUUUUUGAAGACAUGUAUGAUAUAAACGAUAUUAAUUUUUUGUAUGAGGGUUAUAUGGACAUGCCCUCAUAUGAAUUGAAUGACAUAUGGCUGAAAAUAUUGUAUAAAUUAUUUUAUCGUAUGCUAAUAUGCUCUAUUUUAUUUAAUUCGUGUUUUUCCUAUGCAGUUAUAGAUCAGUUAAAUUUACGAAAUGAAAUAACUAAGAAAUAUCUUAGAAUAAAAAUUUUGAAAAAUAAUAUUUAUGAUAAUGGUGAUCAUACUAAUGUUGCUUAUGAUGAAAAUUGGAACCUCCAAAAUAUUGGAAUUAGUAUUAAUAAUUUGUUAAAGGAAGACAAGAAAAAAAUAGUCAAUUAUAUUAAUUAUAUAAAAGACGAAGAAAGGAAAUUAAUUUAUAUGUCAGCAAAUAUUAUAAUAUAUUUAAAUAAUAAUAAUUUUCAUGAUUUUAUGAAUUAUUCUAUUGACAUAUUAUUUAAAUUGAUGUUUCAAUAUCCUCAGAUAUUUUGCAUUUUUCAAAUUUUGGGGACAUUAAGAAAUACCAGUAUGGUAACUUGUAAAGUUUCUUUAAAUUAUACAAUUUCUAAAUUAAAGACAAUUUUAAAGCAUAAGAAUAAUUUAAAACCGUUACUUUACUUUAGUAAAAAUUCUCGAAACAAACAAUUUUGUAAUUUGUCGCGACAUAGAUUAUUUUAUAAAUUAUAUUCACGUUUCGAUUGUCUAACAAAUCGAUGUCAUUUAAUUAAUUCCAAUUUAAUUUGUGCUUAUUGUGGCAAGAAAAGCAAGGGUGUUAAUAAAAAAACUAAUGUAUUUAUUAAUACCAAUAUUGGUAAUCGAUAUCCUACAUGUUAUAAUAAUAUUAAUAAAGUAAAUGUUAAAAAAAGACGACAAGCUGAAAUAUAUAACUCAUGUGUGGAUAUACCUAUUGAUUGUUUUGAUUUACAAUUUUUAGACGAUUCUAAAAAUGGAAUUGAAGGAGUAGAAAAUGAAGCAAAAAUUAUGGAUAAUUAUUUAUGGAAUAAUUUGAAUUCAUUUAAAGAGUUAACAUAUCAUGAUGAAAAUCUGUUUUUUGAUAAAGAGAGUAAUAGUAUCAAUAAAUUAAAAUUAAUUAAUUCAUGCAGCAUAAAAAAGAAAAACCGAAAAAAAGGAUACUUUUUUCAUAAUAUAAAUAAGUGUGAUGUAAUAUACUCGGAAAAGUUUAUAUUAAAGGAUAUUAAUAAGCAUUUUCAAUUAGAUAAGGAAAAAAGGGAAUUGAAUACAAAAAAAAAAAUAAUAGAAUUUGGUGAUAAUAGGGGACAUGGUUUCUUAUCUGAUGGAAAUGAAGAUAUAAUAUAUUCAAGAAAAAAAAAUGAAUACCUCGAGUCGAAUAUAAAAAAGAAUUGUUGCUUAUUAAAUGAUUAUAGUUAUAAAAGUGAACAUAAUUAUGAAGAUAAUAUAGACAAUAAAUUUAUGUUUAGAACUAAAAGAAAGAACAAGAUUCGUGAUUAUAUAAAAUCGAACAAUUGCAUAAUGGGAUAUAAUUCAAUUUCUAUGAACGAUACGUUUAAUAAAUAUUUAACUAACAAUGAAUUAAUUAUAAAGAUGCUAUACUUUAUUUUAAAUGUUAUUAAGCAUUAUCCGAAUUAUUAUUUUUAUUUUUUACACGAAUUAAGGGAAAUUUCUGAAAUAUGUUAUGACAUAAUUUCUAAAGACAAUAAAUGUGUUGAAAUUGUUACUUUAUUAAAAUAUAUUCUUGAAACUGUUUGCUAUAUAAAUUAUAUUAAUUCUAUGAAAAAUAAAAAUGGAUCUACAGCGUCAAUCGAUUCUUUGAAAACAAUUUUGUCUAAUAAUUAUAAUAUAAAUGAUAUGGAUGAAAUUAAAUGCGCUAAAUAUGACCACAGUUGUGAGAAAGACAGUCAAAAUUGUAAAAAUUUUGGAAGUAGUCUGUUUAUAAAUAAUAUUAUUAAAAGUGUAAAAGAAGAAAAGUGCAAUGAUAAUAACAUAAAAAAUUAUUCAUUAAAUACCCAAGAGAAUCACAAAAUAAAUAUAUAUUUCGAUAAUCGAGAAGAUAUUACCUGCCAUAUUAAUGGCAUAAACAAUGAUAAAAUACAAAAAAUUGAUAUAAUUUAUAGUUUUAUUCAAUGGUUUGAAAAAUCAUAUGUUUAUUUACCCAAGUUGUAUAGAAUGCUAUUAUGUGAAAUAUGUUUGAAUAUACCAGUUUGUAGCUUUUUGGAUGGAUAUUUUAAUUUUUAUUUAAAAUGUUUAUUAAUUUGUUUAAAUUCGAAAAGCAUGAUAAUGAUCAGAACUGCAUUAAAAUCGAUAGAAGACAUUUUAUUUAAUGCUGAUAAUGCUAAAAUAAAAAAUAAUUUGUAUUCUUCUGUUUACUAUAAAAAUGGAACCAAAUUUUACAUUUUUACAUGCUUAAUGAAAUUACUAAGAAAGAAGGUUAAUUUUGAUAUGGGCUUUAAUAAUAUAUAUGAUCAGAAAUAUUAUUUUAAUGACAUUUUUAGAAACUUAUACAAUAGUAAUAUACAUUUAGAAAUGGAUUUCAUGGGUAGAAAAAAUAAACCAUCAGAAAGAGAAAUAAAUAAAUAUUUACAUAAACUAUAUAUGGAAAAUAUAUAUACGAUUAUAAAAAUAUGUUUUAAUUUUAUUGAUAAUAAUGAAUUAAUUAAAAAUUUGUAUUCAGAUAUGAAUAAAAGGGUGUAUAGAAAAGUUAAUUUUAGAGUUGGCUUUUUCCUAAAAUGGAAAAUAAAAACCGAAAACUCCAAAAGAAGACAAAUAAAAAAUAGAAUGGGCAUAUGUAAUGAGAAUAGACUUGAAGAGAAUGCUCAAAAUUGUGUCAAUAAUAAUAGUUAUGACACAAGUAAUUUAAAUAUCAAAAGAAAGGUUAAUACAUUCUUAGAGGGUAAUACAGAAAAUGUGGCUAUUGAAUUAGACAAAAUGGAUGAAACGAAAAAAAUUAGCAAAAUAAACGAAGAAACAAAUAUUUAUGAGAGAAAAAAUAAACGAAAAAAAACUAGCCAUAGCAAUGGUGAAAUUGAGGAAUUGCUGAAUAAAGAAGAUAAAAAUAGCAUAAGUGUAUUUGAAAUAAAUGAUGGGAGUACAGAUAUCAAUGUUAAUUGUAUAGGAAAAUAUGAAAAAGAAAAUAAAGACAAAUUAUCAAGUAAUAAUGUCAUAAAUAAUAUAAGUUAUGUAAACAUAAGUGAUAAUAAUUGUGAAAAUAACUCGAAUAUGAAUUUAUUUCCCAUAGAUAAUAUAUUUGUGAAUAAUAAUUAUGAUAACAUUAUGGAGCACAUUGAUUUAGAAAAAGCAAUUGAUUAUUGUUAUAAAGUAUUAAAGCGUACUAUGAAAAACAAUGGUUUGAAAUAUUUAUAUUAUUACAAAAAUUGUCAGUAUCAUAUUCCUAAGCAAAAAGUAGUUUUCAAAAAAAAAAGCAUAAUAAACAAUAAGAGAAAAAAUAAAGAAAAAUUCACAAUCUUUAAUUUUGAUGAAUUUAGAAAUAGAUUCAAAAGAAAGUUUAAUUAUGAAAAUAUAAAUACAAUAGAAAAUAAUUGUAAGAAGAAAAAAACAAGUGAUGGAAUGGGUAAUUUGCUUAUAUCUGAAGAAGAAAAUAGUCAUGAAAAUGUUGUCUGUUCAAAUAUUGAACAAUCAAAACACCAUGAUAACGAUCCUAAUUGCAAUAUGGACAAAAUUGGGAUAAAAAGAGAUGAAACAAUAGAAAAUAAUUCAUAUCGAUUAACAAAUAAUGAUGUGAUUGGUGAUAAAUUAAAAAAUGAAAAGAGCGGUUUGAAUUUUCCAAAGAAUACAAGAUCCAACUUUAUUCGUAAUAACGAUAUGAAUUACUUUGAAAAGUCUGAUGUUUGUUAUAAUUGCAUUCAAAGAGAUCAACGGAUUAAUUGUUAUAGAAUAAUCAUUACGAUUUUUAUUUUCCUUUUUAACCAUUCUAUAUGUAUAUCUGAUUUUUAUGAGUAUAUGCUUAAGGUGGGGGCAAUUAAUAAUGAUUUUAUGAAUCCUUCAAAGAAGAAAAAGCGCGAUACUAAUUUAGAUACCAGCAAUAAUGAGGAAAGUAUGUCCCUCAGUAAUAGCCAUAAUUCUAAAAAGGGUGUAAAUAAAAAUAAUUGCAGAAAAAAUAAGAGCAAUAAAAAGAAAAAAUCGAUUAACUCAAACAAUAUUGAAAUGUGUAAAGAGGAAAAAAACAAAAUAAAGAAUAAGGAAGAAAAUGCUGAUAAAAAUACAAAAGACAAUAAAUUAAAAAAAAAUACAUAUAUAUCUAGUACAAAGAAAAGGAGAAAAUACUCUUUUGAAUAUUGUACAUGCAAAAAAUAUUUAUAUAAAUGCGCAUUUAUAUAUAAGGAUGGUAAUAACAAUUUCAUUAGGAAGAUAAUGUAUUGCUUUUUAAUAAUGCUAGUCGAAAUAAACAUGAAUAGAAACAAAACCCAAAAAGAUGAAUUAAAAAAUUGUAAUUCUCAAAAUGCUCAUAGAAAUGAAGAUAUUUCAUUUAUGAAGGUAUGCAUAAGAAAUGAAGAAGGCAAAAAAAAAAAAAUAUAUAAAAGGAAUUGUUAUGACGAAGUACGAAAUGACAAAUUAAGAGAGUUAGUUAAACAUAUUAUUAGAAGGAUGUCUUUAAUAUUAUCAAGUAGAUUUAUUUUAACACAAAAAAAUAACAUGGUUCAUAUAAUGGCACAUAAUAAUGAAUUAGAUAUAUCAUCAUUUAUUUUCACCUUUUGUAAUUUAAUUGAUUAUUGCCCUCGUUUUGUGGAAACAACAGUACAAGGUCUUUAUUUUAUAGAAAAGGUUUUAAAAGGUAUAUUAAAAGUACAACCUGUAAAAAUGAAGAAAUUCAUGAAAUCUAAUUUUUUUUCAAAUUUAUGUACAUGUAUAUGUAAUAUUUGUUAUGAUUCAAAAAUAAAAAAAAAAAUAUUUGGAUUAUUAUUAUUAUUAAAAGCCAUGAGAAUUUUACACCCAUAUUGGAUUAAAUAUAAUAUAUAUAGUAUUAUACACACUUUAUUAAUAUGCUAUGAAAAAUAUAAUUUAAAAUAUCUAAAAAUUAUAAAUAUGUUAAUUGAGGAAUGCUUAACAAUGACAUUUGCGUCGUUAUAUAUCGGGUAUGUUGGUGAAAUAAAUGCAUAUAUAUUGAAUAGUUUUUCAUCCUCUGAAAGUAUAUAUGUAGAGGACAUAAACAAUUUAUAUGCAUAUCUAAAUAUGAAAGAAGAAAAUAACUCGAAAAAAUUAUUAUAUUUUAAGGAUUAUACAAUUGAGAAAAUUAAAAAGGAUGCAGAAAUGGUUAAAAGUUUUUUUUCAAUGAAUGAAAAAGAGGUAUACAACAAAAAUAGUGUAGUUAAUUGUGAAGGCAUAAAAGAUAAACGGGUCUUAAAAAAAAAUGAAUGUUUUUGGUAUAAUUAUGAUGAAAUAUAUACAUGGGAAAUUUUAACAUCAAAAAAAAUAAAUAAAAGAAAUAAGAAGGAUGUUUCAAAAAUGAUGAAAAUGUUAUUUAAUGUAUUAAAAAUGUUUAUGUAUAAUUUGAAUAAAGAGGAGUAUGAUAGAGAAUUUAUUAAAAAGGUGUUUAUUAUUGUGUCUAAAGUAUUAAAAACAAGCAUCCGAAAUUUAUUAACAUAUAAAUGUUCGAUUAAAAAUAAUAAAGAUACAUGUUUAUAUGACAUAUUUAUGAAGGAUUUUUCUAUUUCCAAUUUUCUAACGUCGUCUUUAAAACGAAAAAUUUGUUAUCUCGAUAUGUAUUGUUUUUUUUUAUCCCAAAAGCCGUAUAUAAAAUUUGAUUUCAUUAUAGUAGAAAAAUUAAUAGAAAAUAUUAUAAAAAUUAUAGAAUAUUUAAAAAAAAUAGAUGGAAAAAAUAAAUAUUUUACGUAUAUUAUUAAUGGAAAUGUAAUGAAUAUUUCUUCUAAUGAUGAUAUAGAUGUAGACAUGCUUGAGAAAGACACGCGUAAUAUUAUGCAUAUGGAACAAACAAAUGGUGAUAAUUUAAAAAAUAAUAAUAAUAUUCUCUUUGAUCAUGGCCAUAUAAGUAGUUCCAAUAUAAAGGAUAAUACAGUAAAGGAGUUACAUGGAAGUAAUACCAAUCUUAAUGAAAAAGAGGAAGAAAAUGCUGAUAUGAAAAAAAGUAUAGAAUUACAAAAUUUGUAUAAAAAAAUUAAGAAGAACCAUGACCUUUAUAUGAAUAGUAGUAAUGUUAUUAACAGUAGUUUGGGUUCAUUGGUAGAACAUGAUAAUGAAAUGAAUCUAAAAAAUAUGACUAUUGAAAUAAAUGGAAAUCUUACAAAUAAUAAGAAUAUAAAAUAUAGUAAUAAUUUAAAUUUCUAUUUUAAGAAAGACGAAGAAUUUUCUUUAGAUGAUAAAGAAUCAUGCAUGAAAUUAUCAAAUGAUAUCAAUAUGGCUAAAACGGAAGAAAGCAUGAUGAGCAAUUUUUUGAAUGAUAAAUACCAAAAGACCAAUUUUUUAAUGGAUCAAUUUUUAAAAGAAGACUGCAAUAAUGUUAUAACAUUUUUUUCUUAUUUUAUGACACUUAUAAGAAUUUGUUUUACUCACCCAUCAUAUAAGUAUUUACUUCCUAUUAUGAAUCCAAGUUUAAAUAAGAAAAAGGAAAUAUUAUAUAAUCGUUGUAUUCAUAUAUUAUUAGAUUUUUUAUUUAGCAACCAAACAGAUUUGUGUAAUAAAGCAGAGGAAACCCUGCGUCAUUUAAUAUUGGAAAAUGAAUGUGAUAAAGAUACAGGAAAAGCUGGAUAUACCAAAACAGGACGAUCUGAAACUGUAAAACGGGAUACAAUUGAAAAUAAUAUAUUUAAUAAUUUUCAAAAAAGUGAUUCAUUGAAAUUGGGAUUAAGAAAUUAUGAGAAUAAAAAAUGUUCAAUAAAUAAUUUAUUAAUAAAUAAAAAUGGUAAUAAAACGAGUGAAAAACAUAAUAAAUUAACGAAUAUGAAUAAAAAUUCAAUAAAUAAAUUAAAAUUAAAUAAGGAUGAUUUUAAAUUGUAUUUGAAAUCAGUUUUAGGGAAUUUGUCUUAUGCUUUAAAACAUAAAUCCUUUAUUUUGGAGAAAAAUUUUAUCAUUGGUCUUAGUAAAAUAUAUUACCUAUUUCCACAUUUAUUUUCCCCAUUUUUAAUGGAAGGAUUUGUUAAAUAUCUUAUUUCAUUUAAAGACGUUAGUGCAAAUAAUAAAGCAGCAUAUAAUAAUAUAGACCAUGUCAUAUGCAUUUAUUCAGAAUUUUUUAAGGCCCAAAAUUUGUCUUAUGAAAAAUAUAAAGAGAUAAUGGAUAUAUUUUUAAAAAUUUAUAAUAACUUUAAAAAAGGAAGCAUAAAUUUUAUAAAUAAUAUAUUCGAAUUGGACGAGCAUAUGCUAGGCCAUACAAAAAAUAAAAGGUUAUCUUGUAAAAAUAAUAUUUCACAGAAUAUAAAUAAUUUAAACACCAGAGAAAAUACACGGGGUGAUGAAAUUAAUAAUACACUGUUAGAUACUAUUUCUAAUAAUAUAAAAGGGAAAGAAACUAAUAAUACAAAUAGUAGUAAGAAGAAAAAAACGAAUAGCAAUAAAAAAGAUGUAGAUAAUGAAGGAAAAAGGAAAACUAAAAAUAAAGGGGACAAUGAUAGCAGUAAAUAUAAUGAAAAUGUUUCCAUAAAAGAUAAUUAUACUGAUCAAAAUAUUUCUAAAAAUAAUGAUGAUAUUGAAUUAAAGAGGGCAUCAAUAUCAAACCAAUUAAAUACAAUUGAUGUAUUUGCUACAAAUAAUAUUAAAAGCAAUAUUGAAAUAAACCGUUCUUAUAUCCAAAUUUUAUGUUACUUAUGUUGUAAUAAUUAUGAAAACACAUUUAAAUAUUUUAUAGCGAAUAGACACAACAAUAUAAUAUUUUCAGCCUUUAUAUCAUUAUUAAAUUUAAAGAUGCUAUCAGAAUUUCGGAAAUAUAUGUUUUUAAAAUUUAAUGUAUUUGGAAACCUUCUUUUAAAAUAUUUUUCAAGUUUCAAUUCAAAUGAUAUAAUGAUUCAUAUAUUUAAUAUAUUUGUCUUAAAUAUAAAUAUUCCAAAAUUGAAUAAAUUAGUUACGUAUGAUGAUGCAGAAAUGAAGUUAUUUGUCGAUAAAGCAUUUCACCUAAAUUUAGAAAAAAACCAUGGAAAUGAAAAAAGGAAAAAUAAUUACGCCUUUUUAGAAUGCGCCGAAAAUAAUGCUUCCAAUAGUAAUAAUAAUAAUGAAGAAUGCAAAAAAAGCAAUAAAAAAAGUUUAAAUGAGAAAAUGGGAAACAAUAAGGGGGAAGACAUAAACAACAAUGUGCAAGAAGAGAUGCUUAUUGGGUGCGAUUUGAACAGGAGUAAAAUAUUGAGUAAUUUAUUUAUUAUUAUAAAUAUUGUUCAUGUUAUAUCAAAAUAUGAGCCUUCGUGUGUAUUUUUGAAUUUUUAUAAUCAAAGAAUAUGUAAUAAUGCGAUUAGCAUUGUUGAAAAUUUAUACUUAUGUAUUAGUUAUAUUAUUAGUGAAUAUAUUUCAUUGAAGAACAACAAUUUUGUCUUAUUUUUAAACAAUUCUGAAUGUAGAAAAUGCAUUAAGAUAUUUAUAAUUUUUUUAAAAUAUUCAAAACAUUUUCAUAAAUACAUAGAAACUGAUUUUUGCAACCGAAAAAUAAAUAAUGAAGAAAUGGAGAAUUGGUUUAAGGAAUUAAAACAACGAAGUAAAUUGGAUAAUGAUAUUAACAACAGUAAAAACAAUAGUUGCAAUAAUAAUAUAAUGGAUAUAAUUGAGCAUAAUGAGUAUCUUUUUUAUUUGAGAACUAAUAUAUUUAUUGUACUAAUUUUUAUAAUAUCGAUGAGCAAAAAUAUAGAUUAUAGUUAUACAACUGAAUUUAUUAAAAAAUAUGUAAAGAGGAAUUUAAAAUAUCGAGAAAAGAGAUAUUUAUUUUUUUCUAUCAUUCACAUUUUAAAUCGUUUUAAAAUGCCAAUUUUAAAUAAAUUUUAUGAAAUUUCAUUAAGAUACAUAAUUAUUCCAUUAUUAAAGAAUUAUAUUAAAAAGGAAAAAAAUAAAAAAUAUAUAACAUAUACAGAAAAUAGCCUAGAUUUGGAAAAUGAUACAUUUUUAAUUGAUGAUAAAAUUUUUAUUAAUUUAUUGUCUAAAUCAUUUUUGAGAUCAGAUAUUAAUUACACUCAAGAUAUGAACCGCAAAUCAAGUUUGAGUAACAAUAAGAGUGGCACCUCAACUUCUAAGAGCAUAAAUAAAAAUAAUGACGAAUAUAAUAAAAAUAAUUUUAGUUUUUCAUCGAAAUGCUCAAUUUGUAAGAGGGUUACUGCAAGUAAUAAUAUUAGUUGCAAUGAUAUGCUUAUUAAAGUUACUGAAGAUGGUAAUGAAAGUCCGAACAGAAAUUGUCAACGAAAUGAAGGAGACAAAAGUGAAGCGAUUAAUAAUACUUAUGGAUAUUUACCACCUAAUGAUGAUAUGAAUAAUAUGGGAAAUACAAUAAGUAUGAACAAUAUGAAGAAUUCGAAUAUUUUGAAAAAUAAAAGAACUGGAAAAUAUAUACAUCAUUUAGACGAUUAUGAAAGUAAUAGUAAGGGUCCUAAGACUUAUUGUCUAUUUUAUAAUUCAAUUCAUAAAGGAAAAUAUAAUACGAUACAGUAUCCUUUUUAUAAGAAUGAUUUAUUUCUUAGUACACGAGAAAUUUUUUACAUUUUAAUAUCGUUGCUAAAUUGUUCUAAUAGAAUUGAAGUAAUCGCUAAUAAAUUAAUUGCAUGUAAUGCAAUUAUAGAUAUUGUAAGAAAAUUAAGGUCAAAAAUAGAAAAAAAAAAAUUAUUUAUUUGUCUUAAGAAUUUUAAUAUGAUGUUUUUACAACAUCAUAAUGAAUAUAUAAAACAGUUAAGUAUAUAUAACAUAAUUAGUAUUUACAGAUAUGGAUUUCGAAACAGGGUAAAUGAUUUGAAAUGUAUUUUUGAGUUAUUAUUUAAAUAUAAAUAUGAAGAAGAUAAUUAUUUUCUAAGGAGAAAUUUCGAACAAUUGAUAAGCUUAUUUUGUUUAACCCGUUUAGAAAAUAAUAAAGUUUCGAUGAAAAAUAUAAUUUGGGAUUAUUAUUCAAAGAAGCGUUGUUUUUAUAUGAAAGCUUUUAAGAAGGAUAUUACUUCUAUCAUAGAUGGCGAAAGCAAUGAUAUUUCCGGGUGGUACCACAAUUUAAGAAAUAGAAAUUAUUUUUUCAAUUAUAAAAAUUAUAUUACGGAAUAUUUCAAGAAGGGUAAAAAUCCUUUCGAAAAAAUGCACGUAUUAGUAACAGUUUUAAAGAAUAAUUAUGUCUUUUUCAAUGAUUCCCCAUAUAUUAUAGCGUCUAUUCUAAAGCAUCUUAAAAAAUUUACAAAGCAUGCUAACUAUAAAAAAAAUGGUGAUUUGCUACUAUUAUGCUUGAAGAGUAUAUUUACUUUUAUAAAAUUUAACAUUUUUUGUAAUUGUGUCCAUGAUAUGUUUAAUUUAAAAAAUGGGCAAGUGGUUAUAAAAAAGUUUGAAGUUACGUCGAAUUUGGACAAGAUGGGCACGAAAAGAUACGAAAGUAGCUUAAAGGAAUGUACCUGCAAAUAUGUUGAGAAUGGUAAUGAUUAUGAGAAUAAAGAAGCUAUGCGUAUAAAUUCAUCUAACAAUGGCAAUAGAAAUUGUUUUGUCUGUUAUAAGGGUGAAAAUUUAAAAAAGACAAAAGUAUAUGAUGAAAUAAAAAAUGUUAUUUAUAAUUAUUAUUGUCAAAAUAAAAAUGAUAAUAAGAGAAAAAUAUUUUUGAUCGGAAUUGUAAAUAUAAUUAAAAAAUACAAAUAUGUUUAUGUAAACUUAAAUAUAUUGAAUUUGAUAGCCAAUUUAAUAGUUUCUAUUUUAUUAAAAUGGCAGUACGAUAUAUCUCUAAAUAAUAUAGUGAAAGAAAUCCUCAUUAUUUUUGAAGAUAUAUUAAGAACGAAAAAUAAUACAAAGCUAAAAUAUUUAAAUAUAUAUAAAAAAUUGCUUUAUUUUUUUUUUAUUAAAUGUGUCAAUAAGGAACUACAAACACCGAGUACAUCACAAUGCUCCAAUAAGAAUAAUUUAACUAACGGAAACCAAAAUGAUAAUAGCAGCAUAUUAAAUGAUUUCGUUUUUAAUGUAAAUCUUUUUGAGUCAAAAUAUGGUAAGAAUGAAAUGAGAAAAAUGAAACUUGAAUCGAUUUUAAUGAAGGAGGUAGAACAUGAUAAUUUAAUAAAAGACAAUUUUGAUAAAUUAGGACAUAAAGACAAAUUGGUACAUUUUAGUUUAAAUGACAAAAACAGCGAUAAAAAUGAUAAGAAUAUUAAUAAUGACAAUAAAAUAUAUAGUAAUAGUAGAGAUGGUGACGAUAAUAAUAGGAUAAAUAAACUGAGCCAGUUUUACGAAAAGAUAAACAACGCAUAUAAUAAGGAUUAUAUAGUUGAAAUGACUUAUAUGAUACUAAAAGUGGCAUUUAAAUACGCGAAUAAAAAUAAUAUUUGCAAAAAAUUGAAUAUUUUAUGUUCUAUUUUGUUUCUUUUAAUUAACUGCAAUGAUACGAAAAUUGAAAGGAAUGUUAUUUUACUCAUUAAUCAUUUAAUAUUAAAGCAUAAGUUAUUUUUACCAGAUUUGAAAAAUAUAUUAGAUAAGAAUUAUAUUAAGGAGAAAUGGGUAAAUAAAAGUUUUUUUACCUACUUAUUAUUUGAUAAUAACUUUAUAAAGGAAGACAAUUAUGAAGAAAAAAUAAAACUUUUGUAUGAAAUGCUAAUUAGCUUAUGUAUUAAAGGAAUGAAUGAAUAUAAAAGCGGAGACAAUACAUUUUACAUGAAUAAAUGUUUACACAUUAAAAUAAAAUUAGAAACCUCAAUAUUGAUAUUCUGGUUUUUUAUACAAUUAUACAAUAGUUUUCCAUCAGAAAAUAAUUAUAAAGAAUUAAUUAAGUUGUUAUUAAUGGAAUAUUUGGAAAAUUUAAAAAAUAUUUCAAGUUACUGUUUUAGAAAAAAUAAAUUACUAAUUUUAAAAGAACUAAUAUUUUUGAUGAAUAGUAAAUUAUAUUUAUUAGACAAAAAAGGCAUUCUCUAUUUUUUUAAAACAAUACUUAAACUUUUACAUAUGGAAAGAAAGAACGACUCUAAUUUUGAUUUAUUUAUAUUAAAAGUUAUUCAACAAAAUGUUCUAAGCAAGUCUAUGGAUUGGAAUAGAGACAUUAUUGGAAAAUAUCAUGAUAUUACUUUCGAUUAUUCUUCAAAUUGGUAUUUAGAUUGUUCUUAUUUCUCUAAAUUAAAUGAAGAAAAUUGUGAUGCAUAUAAAGCAUGUAAUAAAAAAAGCGAAAUUAAAAAUAAAAUCGAAAAAUAUUUUGGCAAUAAGAAUAGAAACAAGAUCAAUGUUAAUAAAUAUAUAAAGUAUAUAAAUAAUUUAAGGAAUAAGAAUGCCAACUUUGUUGGUUAUUAUUAUAAUUUAGGAAGAUGUAAUGGACUAUCUCUUUCAAAGAAUAGAAUAAUAUAUGAUAAAAUUUUUAAAUUGAAUUUUCGAAAAAAUGUAAUCCAUAAUAAAUUGAAUAAUAUGAAUAUUAGUGAUGGCGCAUGCAAUAUGUUAUUGAAGCAAAACGGAAAUAGUAAUAGUUCUACAUGCUAUAACAAUGACGCUAAUAAUAAUUUGAAUAAUGCUUACAGUUUUGGAAGUAAAUUACAAAUAUUCAUUGAUAAGAAAAUGCAAAAAAUUAUAAAAAAUGAUAUAAAAAAGAGAAAUAUUUUUGCUAAAUUGUAUAUUGGAAAUGUAGUAGAAGACGCUUUAUUUAGUGACAUACUUGUUUGCAGAAAAAAGAAGAAGCUUAAGGAGAUAUUCUGUAUUAGUAAUAAAAAUGAAUAUGAUAAUAGUAUGAGAAAAAGUGCAAAUUUAUCAAUUGAAGAAAUGGCACAUAUAAUUAGCAAAUUAAUUUUAUUCGAUUAUUCUGAUGAUUAUUAUAGUUAUGUGAAAUAUUAUGAUAUAUUACUAUAUUUUAUUAGGUGUGUAAAAAGUCAAUAUUCUGAAAAGUAUGAUUUAACAGAUUUAAAAAAUAAAAUUUUUUCUAAACUUUUACCUAACAUUUUAAGAGGAACAUUUUCUUUUUUACCAAACGUCCAACAUACAUGCAUCCAAAUUUUUCAGAAAACAUUCUUGUCUAAUGAUUUUUUUGAAACAAUAUGCAUAUUGUUUAAGAAUGAUUAUUUUAAGUAUAUUAUAGACAAAUACUUCAUAUCUCUUUUUGUGCAUAUAUUCUUUUUGUUUUUUAAGCAUAGCAUUGAUAUGUAUCUAUGCUUGAAAAAUAAAACUCAAGGAUUAAUUCCCCAUUUAUGUAAACAUAGAUAUUGGAAAAAAGGGAAAACAGUACAUGACACAAAUUUAAUAUUAUAUAAUAGAAAAUUAAAUAAAUGGAAAGGAAACAAUAUAAAUAAAAACGAUAGAUCUAAAAUUGAAGAUUGCAAAAAAUUGAGAAAAAAAAAUAUUAAAAUAUACAAUUCAAAAUAUCAUGAUUGGAAAUACUAUUUAAAAAAAUAUUGCAAUGAGCAAGAAAAAUUUAUAGAUAAAUGCAAAUACAAAUUAAUUAAAUCUAAAUAUUUAUUUCAACCAAUUUUAUGUUUGGUAAACAUUUUUAAGGAAUAUUGCAAAGGUAUAUGGAUAGAAAUAUUUUCUCAAUUGUUCAAUUAUUUAAACUACGAACAGAUUAAUUGUUUAAAUUUUUGCGUUGUGCGAUUUUUGUAUAAUUAUAUUAAUAUAUAUGAGUUGAAUGAAAAUAAUGAUAAGAAGACGAAAUUUAUACAUGCAGAUGAACAAUGGUCGGCAAGAAAUAGCAUUUAUCAGAAAAAUGAGUAUAAAAAUGAAUACAAUAUUAAUGUUUUAGAAACGAUGUUAGUAUGCAUAUUUAAAGCUAAUAUUUGGCAAUGCGUUCCAUCAGAACUUAUAUUUUAUUGUUCACGCAAAUUUUGUGCAUUCGAAGUUUCGAAAUAUAUGUUACAAGCUUUACUAUUUUAUAAUUUGAAAAAAAUAAAAGAGGCUCAACGUGGAAAUGAAAUCAACGAUGCUAUUACUAUAAUAGACCAAGCAUAUACGUACAUGUCUAAUAAUAAAAAUAAUCAUGCACUAUGUAAUAACGGUAUGAACAAAUUAUUAGGUAAACAAGAGAAUGUGAUAAAUAUUUUAAAAUCAAAAAAAGACAAUUCAUUUGAAAAAGUAUAUAGUAAUAAUAUAUGCUCACCAGAGUUUGUUCAAAAUAAUUACAAGCAAACUCUUAAUUAUUUAAUCGAAAUAAACAAACAUUUAAAUGACAGAGAUAGUGUUUAUGCAUUAUAUCAAUUAUAUAUUAACAAUAAUGAAUUUUCAAAAUCAUUAUUUUACAAUCAUUAUAACCUUUAUCAUAAAAAUGAAUCUAAUUAUAUGACAAAUUUUAUGAAGUACGAAAAUUUAGAAUUAACAAAUGAAGAGCUAAAUAUAAAUAAAAAAAAUUGGAUUGAAAAACUAAAUUAUUUUAACAAUGUAUCUACUAUUUCUGAGUACAUGGAAUUAAUAAACUUCAAAAAAGAAAAGAUGCCUAAUGACAUGAACAAAUAUAUUAAAUUUGGUAAUUCCAUAUAUUGCUUAGAAGUGGAAAAUGAUAAUGAUGCAAUGCUUUUAAAUACAAAUUAUGAAAGUUUAAGAAGUGAAUAUUUAAAGCGUUUAAAUAAUGUGUAUUCAAUAAUAAACGAUAAUUUGAUAAGUAUAAAUGAGGAUAAAAAUUACGAAAUGACAGUUAAUGAUAUUAAUUUUCUAAAUGAAGAGAAUAAUAUUUUGAAUGAAAAGAUGAGAAACAAACAAAUUAUUGAUGAAAUUGAAUUUAAGAAAAAAAUAGAAUAUAGACAAAAUUUUGAAAAUGCUCAAACUAAUACUUUGAAAGAAAACAUUGGAGAUUCGAAUGUGAUAAAAAAUAAUAAUGGAAAUAAAAGAAUACAUCGAAAAAACAGUUUAGGUAUGGGAAUACCAAAUAAAAGGGAGGGUACAAAAAUUCAAACAACUAUUCAUGAUUAUUUUAGAACUAUAAAGGAUAUUGAAGAAGUAGCAAUUGAUAAAAAUAGUAUUUGUAAUAAUGCUGAGGGCGAAAAAAUAUAUAAAGGUAUUAAUAAUAAUGUAGAAGAUAUUGCAAAUACGUAUCUAAAUAAAAUAGCUUAUAUGUUGAAAAAGAAAAGAGAGGUAAUUAUAGAAAAUACAUAUACUAAUAAUAAGAAUUAUUGGGAUGAUGAAUAUUUAAAAAGUAGAAAUGGACAAUGUGAGAAUAAGUUGGUGGACACAAAAAAUGUUUUAAUAAAUAAUAAUGAUGAUGAAAAUAGUAGUAAUGCCUUUAUUAUUAGGAAAUUUAAAUUUGAUUUAAAAAAAAAAGAUAUAAAAAUGGUGAAGGACAAUAUAAAUAGUGGCAUUGAAUUAUUACUAAAUAAUAUGAGACAAUUAUUUAAUUAUAAAAAUGCUGAUUUGAAUACUUUAUUAUUGCAUGCGCAAUUAUUUGAACAAACUGAAAUGAGCAUAAAAAUUAUUGGAGAGAAAUCUUUAAGAGCUAAACAAAAUAAAAUUAAAGAAAAGGAAUGUAGCAGGUUAAAAUUUUUAUCUCAACUUUACAACUUGUGUGAUACUUGGAAUAAAGAUAAAUGUGUGUAUUACUAUGAUGAUAUACAGAAAAUAAAAUAUAUUUACAAAUGGGAAUUUCUCUUUUUAAAGUUAUGUAAAACAUUUAUAGAAGAGCAAAACUCCUCAUUAUAUAUUCCUAGUAAUAUAUAUAAAGAGCAAUCUUAUGGUGAAAAUAUAAAUAGCUCUCAUCACAUUUUAAAUUCAAUUGCAGAAAUGCGAAAAAUGAAUAAUAUGACAUAUGAUUAUUUUUAUAAAUUAUAUGAAAAAUUUGCAUCAACUUCGACUUCUGCAGGCACAGUCUCAACUUCUAAUACCAAUUCUGGUACCUGUACUAGCAGUAGUACAUCUAAUAAUGAUAAUAUUUUUCAUGGAACUAGCAAUCAUUUGUAUAAUAUAGAAAUAAUAAAAUUGAAUUUAAAAAAAUUUCUUAAAAGUAGCUAUUCGAGUAAGCAUUAUACACCAAAUAAUAAUAUUUUAGAAAAUUGCAUUUCAAUAUGUGAAGAUUUUCAGCUAAAUAAUACCCAAAAAAUGGAGUGUAAUCAAAAUGAUAAGAAAGAAAUGAUUUGCCAUGUCAAGCAUCUAUUAUAUAUAAAAAAUAUGGAAAAUGAAUGCUUUAAUAUAUGCAUUAAUCUGAAAAAAAUUGGACGAAAUAAUUUAGCUCUUAAAGUUGUAAAGAAAAUAAAAUGCUAUAUAAGUUCAUUAAAUUUGAUAAACACAUUUGAUUUCAAUUCAUUGCCAAUGAAUGGAUAUGAAAAUUACAAAAGCCAGCUAUUUUUUAUGAAAGGGCAAAUUUUGUGCAAUUUAAAUAAGCUUAUUAUAUUUUUGUAUAAAAAUAAUUUCAUAGAAAAUAACCGCAAGGCAUUCUUUAACAACGGUAAAGACACAUCGCAAAAUAUAUUAAAAGAUGGGGAACCUAGGGGUAUUGCUUCGCCUGAUAUAUUUGAAGAACAUAGUUGCCAAACUAAUGUGAAUAAUAACAUAAAUCUCGAAAUAAAUCAAAAUGUAUCUGUUUUAGUAAACGAUAUAAAUGAAAAGGUACCAGUUGGGAAACCAAGAAAAAGAAAAUCAAUGAAAAACGACGCAAAGAAUUCAUGCAUUAAAAAGGCUGAAAAUGGUGAAAAAGAAGAUGUAGAAAUAAACAAAAUAGAAGAGUGUAACAAAAACAUGAUAUUUGAUGGAAAUAAAUAUAAUAACAAUGGCUAUUCUAAAUGUAAUAAUAAAAAAAUUAAUACGUUUGAUACAGAUUUAAUUGAAGAUUGCUUUCUUACGUCUUUAAAAGCUAAUUCAAUAAGUAAUGAGUCGUGGAUUGUUUGGGCAGAUUAUUGUAAUAAAAUGUUUAAGGAAUAUAAAAAUAUAUCAUUUGGAAUUAGCUCAAUAAUAUCGUAUUUAAUAUAUUCGAGUUUAAAUACAACUAAAGGUUUUUAUUAUUUAAGUAAUGUAUUUUAUUUGUUAAAUUAUGAUGAUAAUGAAAAUUCAAUGUUGAAAAUUUUUAAUCAAUAUAACAAUGGCAUUUCUUCACAUGUAUGGUUAUUUUAUCUCCCCUUUUUACUAAACAAUGUAAAUAUUGAUAGUAGUAACUAUUUAUAUUUUCACAAAAUAUUUUAUCUGUUGAUUCGCGAAUUUCCACAAGAUGUAUUUUAUAGUCUCAGAGCGUCUUAUAUCGAUAGAAAAAAAUUAUCAGAUCGUAUUAAGAGUAAACAUACUGAUAAUGGCGUUUCUACGAAUCACGAGAAUCAGAUUGAAAAAUUGAAUGAAAAAGAAACUGUGAAUAAUAACGUGAUUGGUAUGAAUUUGGUGAAAAACGAAAUUUUUCAUAAUGAUGAAAAUAAGAGUUGUAAUGAAUAUGAUAACAUAAAUGUGAAUAAUUGUGAUGGUGUUGUAAAUCCUAUGGAUGUUCAAAAAGUAAAAACUCGAAAAAGCAAUGCUAAAACUAAUAAAACUAAGUCCAUAUCCUUGAAAAUUGAAAAAAUGGAAAAUAAUGUAGACAAAAAAAAUGAGAAAAAUAUUAGUAAUUUGUUAAACAAUUCAUAUAAUGUUAAUGAAAAAGACACAACAUAUUCUGGGAUUAUUGAAGAUGGACUGGAGCAAAUAAUGUGUGUAUUUAAGAAUACAAACUCAGAUGUAUAUUUAUCUUUGAAUUAUAUGUGCAAUGAGAUAAUAAAUUAUACAAAGUUUCAAGCGCAUGAAAAAUUAUAUUAUUUGGUAAGUAAGAUGUUGAAUCAAUGCAUAAAUUUUUCAUUUUCGAAAAUUAAUAUAUCUAAAUUAAUUCAGAAUUUUACAGAAAACAAUAUUAUAUAUAAAAUAUAUAAAUCUAAAUUAAAAUCAUAUCGUAUGUAUAGCAAAAAGUAUAGUAAUAUUAUUAGAAUUAUGAAACGGUUUUGGAAAGAGUAUAAAAAGGACAUGAAGUAUUUAAAGGAAAAGGGGCGCUUAAAAAACCUAAUUGAAGCAAAAAAUGAUAAAGAAAUAAAUUCAAAUAUCUUAGAUGAUUGUGAAAUGCCAGAAGAUGAAUGUAAUGAUAUUAAAAAAAUGGAUAAUUACUUUCUAUUGUCUGAAUUUACGAAAAUUGUAAAAAAAUGGAAAGAUAUACUUUUUGUUAUUAUUUAUUCUUUAAAAGAAAGUCCCCAAUUUCCAUAUUUUUCAUACUCCUUUUGUGAUAUGUUUUCCAAAUUUCCAAUAAAAAUUGAAGUGCCAGGGUCACGAUUAAAAUACAUUGGAGAAUAUUUAAAUUAUAAUUAUAACUUUAAUACAUAUACCCCAUCGUAUAUUAUUAAAUUAACUUCGCCGACGUUUUUUACUAUUCGAAAUAAUUUAUGUUUGAAUAAAAUAAAUUUUAUAACAAAUGACGGAAAUGUACACCAUUAUACUAUAUAUCCAUGUAAUUUUACUCAAUCUAAAUCAGAAUAUAAAUACACAUUAUUUCAAAUUUUGUUAAAUAAUAUACUGUAUAAAUUUCCAGAAACGCAAAAAAGAGGGUUAUCUCUAAAAGUAAAUAUUAACACAAUGUUGCAUCCCUUUUAUAAAUUAGUGCAAGAUAGUAUGGAAUAUAUAACUUUGAAAGAGCUUUAUAAUGAAUAUAUUCUAGCGAAUAAAAAUGAAAAAUAUUUGAUAGAUAAUGUGGUGUUAUAUCAUAGAAAAUUUAUUAAAGACUCUAUAUCAAAAUUUGUGAAAGACAAAAUUAAUUUUAUUAAAAGUACAAAAGAAAACGAAACUAAAAUGGAGGCAAAUAUUAAAGCUAGCGAAUCUAAUAACACGAGCGAUAUGAUAUUAGAAGAUGGUUUGACAAAAGAUACAAGCAUAGAAGGUCUUACUUCGAAAGAACAGAUUGAAGACUGUAAUAAUAAUGGCAUAACAAAGGAAAUCGGUAUGAGCAGGAUUGAGGAUGUAUGUAAGUACAAUGAUUUAAACACUUCGAUAAAUUUAUCAAUUGAUUAUAGCUCAAUGGUGUUUGAAAAAUUAAUACACACUUUAAAUGAAAAUGAAUGGUUCCGUAAAUUAAUUAAAAAUGCUGAGAAAAAAGGCUUGAAAAGACAUUAUAAAGAUAUUUCUAAAAUUGUACCAAAAAAUAUAAUGAAAGAUUACUUUUAUUCUCUUCAUAACAAUUUAGAAAACUAUUAUGUAUUAAAUGACAAUUUUGUUAAAAGUUAUUCGCUUUUGUGUAUGUUAAAUUAUAUAUUUCUACAGUCUGAUAUUUCAUUAGAUAAUAUUUUGAUCUCAAAAUAUUCAGGACGUACAAUGUAUUUAUAUGGAUUUCCUAGUUACAUGGAAUCGGGAAAAUCCAAAGCUAAGAAAAGAAAAAAGGUUUAUGAUAUAAUACCAUUUCGAUUAACCGAGAAUAUUCAAGAAUUCAUAGGUUUCCAAGGAUUAAAGGGAUCAUUCCCAUUAAAUUGUUAUGCAUCAGUUAUGGCAAUUAAAAAAAAUUGGAAUUAUAUCGAAAGUUUCUUAAAGCAAACAAUUUAUGAUGAUUUUUGUUCUUUAUAUGUGAAUAAAAAAGGAAGAAUGAUGAAAAGGAGUGAUACAAUAAUAAGUACAUGUGGGAAUGUAUUUAAAAUAGAUAAACUAGAAAAAAAUAAAAUAUUAACUAACUCAGAAAAUUGUGUCAAUGAUAUGUUUUAUCGAAUGAUAUUUUUAUAUAAUAAUAAAUUAGAAAAAGUGAAUAACAAAAGUUGUUCUAAAAAAGAUGUUACUCAUAAAAAAAAAGUUAUGGAAAAUUUAUACGAACACUAUUCAGAUGUAUACGAUGUGUCAUUAUCUGAAUUAUCAUCCGAUGAAAAUAUGGAAAAUGCGAAAUUGCGAAAAGGGAAAACCAGAAAAAAUAAUGAAAAAGACAUUCAAAAUAAGAAAGAAAGUAGAAAGAUGCCAAUAAAUAAAGAAUAUAAUGCAGAUGAAAAGGACAUAUGUGACAAUAAUAAUAUAGAACUGGAGGUAAAAUGUAAAAAAAGGAAAAUAUAUGCCACUAAAAAUAAUGAAAAUAAGGAUGAUGAAUAUGGUGCCCAAAAGGAAAUUGAUAAGCCUAAUAAUGGUAGAAAACAAAAACGAAAAAAUAAAAACGAUACUACUAUUGAUAACGUAGAAGAAAACAAGACAGAAAACACAAUUGAAGAAUUGAUAAAUGAAAAUGCUGGAGAAAAUUAUAAUUCAAAUAAAAAUAAUGUUAAUGAAGAAAAUAAUAAUAAUAAUAAUAAUAAAACAAAGAAAACUAGAGAAAAAAAUCCACAAAAAAGAAACACUAACACCAGAAAUAAAGGAAAUAAUGUAAAGGUGGGCGAUAAAGGCAAAUCCUCAAGAUUAAUAAAUAUAACAAAUGCUAAAGGUAUAAAUGAAGAAAAUAUAAUAAGUGAACAUAAAGAAAAAAUAAAAAACAUAAACCAAUACAACAAAUCUAUAGUAGAUCUAAUAGAGUUGUCAAUGGACAGAAAAUAUUUAAGACAAACAAAAAGUGCGUGGUUUCCUUGGUUUUGA